GUUGAGCAGGACUCCUGCCAAGUGAGUACUUGUGCCUCCUCCUCCUCCUCGUCUUCCUCUUCAUCCUCCAGCGGCGACGCGCGCACACCGAAUCGACGGAGGAGAAUUGAGUCAAUGAUCUUGUUUCUGGACAGUAACGAUCCGCCAGGUCCCGGCUCUCCACCCGCAGGGAUCGAACCGGCUGAUUACCGUCAAUAAGCGGCGCUGAUUUGGAGGCUUUUCCCGCUGAUGCUACCCACUCCAGCGGGCCGGUGAGGAGCGGUACCGACCCGGUUUCUCAACACUUUUGCUCAAGUUGUGGUCAAGGCGUGGUUGAUGCGGAGGUGAUGGACGGUCCUCUCUGCCACCCAGCGGGGAUCCUCGGCUCCCCCACGGUUACCGGGAGUCAGCCCGCGGGCUCAGACAUGCUCACCUCCAGCGGCGGCAGCAGUAAGCCUCUCGCCUUCUCCAUCGACCGGAUUAUGGCCAGAACACCCGAGCCGAAGUCGAUACCGCUCCCCACCUGGUUCCAGACCGCUCCCGCGGGGAAAGCCGACGUGUGCCCGUCAUCGCUGCACUGCAUGAUCCCGCUGGUGCCGCUCGGGUACGAAGCGGGCCACCGGCUCAGCAUCACCGGGCUGGAUCCCAGCCACCUGGACGGCUCUUCUCACCCGGCUCCGGCAGACUUUUUCGGGUUUGGGCUGAACUACUCGAACCAGCAGGAUGACUCCUCCGUGAGCCAAAGCGCCGGCCACUACAAACUCUUCAGACCCCGAGUGGUAAACCAGUCCUCCCUCCCUGCCGUGGGCACCGUGUGCUACCUGAACUGUGGCGGGGACGGCGGGCCGUGCGCGCCUCCGGCCGGGCUGGUCAACCUUCACCCGAUGGCCUCGUACCUCCUCACGGCCCGGCACAAGGCGCUGCUGGCGGACAAGAGCAAGUCGGGGCCGCGGCAGGCCGCGGAGCGCUUUACUGUGUCCGGUGUGCAGGCCUUCAAGGAGCUUUCACCCAGCCAGAUCCAGCACUACAUGAAGGACCGGGAUCACAUGCUCGCGGACAAGAUGUUUAAAGGGUCCGCAGCGGCGGUGGCGGCGGCCCGGAUCAAUGGCUCUUGUCCCGGCAGCAAACCCAAAGUGUUCACCUGCGAAGUGUGUGGCAAGGUAUUUAACGCACACUACAAUCUAACUCGACACAUGCCCGUGCACACGGGCGCGCGACCGUUUGUGUGUAAAGUUUGCGGGAAAGGUUUCCGUCAGGCGAGCACGCUGUGCCGACACAAGAUCAUCCACACUCAGGAAAAACCUCACAAGUGUAACCAGUGUGGGAAAGCCUUCAACCGGAGCUCCACCCUCAACACGCACACGCGCAUCCACGCAGGAUACAAACCGUUUGUGUGCGAGUUCUGUGGGAAAGGAUUCCAUCAGAAAGGAAACUACAAGAACCACAAGCUGACGCACAGCGGGGAGAAACAGUUCAAGUGUUCCAUCUGCAGCAAGGCCUUCCACCAGGUGUACAACCUCACCUUCCACAUGCACACGCACAACGACAAGAAGCCGUUCACCUGCCCCACCUGUGGGAAGGGCUUCUGCAGGAACUUUGACCUGAAGAAACACGUCAGGAAGCUGCACGACCCUGCUGGGGCGCCGUCGUCACCGCAGCCAUGAGAGCCCUGGACACACUCACCCACGUCUCCCCCUGGACAGUCCUCCCAGGUCCGGGUGAGCUCUACAUCCUGGUGUUCAGAGCAUCUGAGGGAGUCAGGGGGAAGACGAUUCACAAUCACAAACUCGUACUCAAAAUAGUGCACUUUUUUUUUUCCUUUAAUUGGUCUUUUUGUUGUUUUUUCCUGAAGUUUUACUGUUUUCUGGCGUUAUAAAUCAGACUCCGGAGGUACGUCCUUACGCCUACACCAGUCUUUUAGCAGGUAAUCACAGAGUUUAUUUCCUGCCGUGAAUAAACCUGACCGAUUUUCUCUUGCACAGUCAGAAAGUUUACCAAAGGUUUGACUUGACCUCUUUACACGGCAGUGUGCACAAACAUUCUCUCAAGAUAAUAUUUUACCUCAACGUUGUGCUUUUGUCACUUCAAAAUCUAAAAAAAUGGAUCCGAGUUUGUUUUGCUUUAGCGAUUGUUUCCGCUCUAAAAUCACAAACUCCUGACCCACGUGGCUCAAACCCGACUCCUCACCAACAGCGUGGCCCUUCAACACACCAUCGGGUGUUUUCCUGACCUCCUGUGACCCGUUGAUGGCCCGUAGGACCUCAUAUGGGCCAGCUCUGACGCAGGCCUGAGCGCUGGCUCUGACUGGUCAGCAUGCUUCUGUCUCUCUGGACUCAGCUCUUCACCAAACCUUUCUGGCAUCUGCUCAUUAUUCACCUCAUCUAUUGUAAUGGUGACUUCAGACUCCAGGACUCAGAGACGUGGCAGCGGUGUAAAAGCACUGACCAGUCAUGUUUGCAUCUCAGUUUAUUGCCAAACUAACUUUUUAUCAGCGUAUUAAUGAAUAAAGACAAGAAAUUCCAUUAAAACAAACAGGAUUUUAUCUGAAACUAAAAACAGUCCCUAGCAAGACACCAUUUGGAAGCAAAAGCUACAGCGAAGACUCACAUAUGACCCGUUUUAGAUAGCCCUAUGAAUGACCUCAGUUUGAAGAAACAGAGAUUAAUUCUGACUGAGUUAAUGACAAGUUAAUAUUUACUCACAAGGUCAGUUUCAAGUGUCAAAAAGCUAUUCCAGCCUCAAAUAUCAUGGUUUUCCCAGCUUCAUUAGGGAGCUGCAGCCAGAAAUGCUGCAGCAGCUAGCUCCGCUUGUGGUGAUAUGUGUUAUACGUGUUUGGUGAAAGCUUAUAAAAAACAACAUUUGCAGAAAUUGCCAUGACGUGUCUUAAAAUAAAGUUGCUUGUGAUAGCAGAAACAUUUUUCUGUGGUCAGAAUUCAUCCCUGUUUCUCACAACUGAGGUCCUUCCAAGCUGCAUGCCUAAAACCAUCUGAACUGUCGCUUCACAGUUUAUGUUCGUAUUCAUUUCAUUGUUAAGGUGUGGCGGGACGGCAGGGCCGUGGCUGCUUCUGGAAUCACUUGUUUUUGUUGACAGCACGAACUCAGAAGCUGAAGACGUUUUUACAGGUCUGUGGCGUAAACUCAGUAUUUGUCCUGCAGGUUCCCUAAAGAUGGAAAACAAAGGAGUGAAAUUCCUUUAGAUGUAAACGUGUCCAAACCCCUCCAACGUGACUCCAUGUUCUUCUCCUUCCUGCUGUUCUGUAAACACAUGGUUGUAAAUGCCCAGGGAUGCUCCGUACAGCAGAGCCUUUGUGACGUCUGGACUGUGUUUGAAUCCUCACACGGACAACAACUUAGAACUUGUAACCUUACUUUAAAAAAGACGUUGAUUUCAGCGGUUUUGUUCAUUAUUGUCAUUCAUCAGCACGUCAGACAUGGAGAACUAAACACGUUACUCAGGUCAGCCUA
Messenger RNA from Nothobranchius furzeri (turquoise killifish), 3444 nucleotides. RefSeq names its product FEZ family zinc finger 1 (gene fezf1). Lineage: Eukaryota; Metazoa; Chordata; Actinopteri; Cyprinodontiformes; Nothobranchiidae. The record is from RefSeq and is a predicted model, not a curated record.